AAUGCCCAGGAAGCAACAAAGCGGAUGAACUGUACUGCGCAAGCGCAGAGCAAACGGUCGCGCGGAGGAUUUGAGUUUUGAAUGGUUGACUACAGAAUAGAGCAUAACGAUUUGAACUUUUAGCAAUGUAGACAUGGCCGCAACGCUAAAUUUGUCGGGUCUCACGGAUUCAGACCCGGGGCUAAAUGACCAAUCUGCGUCCAGUCGAAGCAGCAACAGAAGUCUGAGAAUCGCAGAGAGGGAUAGAAGAAAGAACGAGGCAGAGGACCCAUUCGCACUGGCCCUGAAGUAUUUCUCUGACGUUGAAGCAGGUACUCCUGUGAUAGGGAACGAUCAGUUUGAGAACAACCUGGUGCUGGUGGAGACGGUGGCCUACAGUAAAGGACUCCCCCCAGAGGGCAUCUCUAUUAUGCUGGAGUUUGCCAUGAGCCUUCGUAUGGGAAAUUCUCCAUGUGUCAGGGUGCUGAAGUGUCUGAUUCCUGCCACUGUGGUGCCACAGGAGGCUGUGGUUCGAGCAGUGGUUUGGCUGUGUGUUGGCAAAAUACCUAUCAGCAGUCAAGUGCUCUUCAUAAAGUGGGUGUUGACUGUAUUUGACUUGAUUGAUGCAAAGGACCAACUUCGAGCUAUCUAUGGCUUCAUCUUCAAUUUUGUCACAGAAGAAAAUCUGUGUCCUUUCAUUUGCCAUCUGUUAUACCUUUUGACCAGAAAGGAAAGUGUACAAAUCUUCAGAGUCAGGAAGCUGCUGGAGCUACAGUCUAAACUGGGAAGGCAGCCGUUUCUCCUGUAUCUACUGUCACUUUACAGAGUGUUUUGCCCGGAAUUGGUGACACUCUCCAUCCCGUCACGAAUGAGGAGUGGGUUUAGGAACCACAAUUCCCCAUGGAAAUCAGCAUUGAUUGCUGUCCAGAAGAAGAAUGGCUCCCAAGUUUCCCCCACCAUCAGUCUGCCCUUUAUGACCAACUCCAGGAAAAGGAAGCACCGCCACCUGGAAAUUCCGAAACUGUGUUCUGUAGUCAAUAAACCGGCUCAAACAGAGCCUUCCUUCAGCAGAAAGGUGGUCCCUUUUAUGCAACUCAACUCCUUCACUGAGCUGCUGGAAAACCUGCACCGUAUAGAGCUACCCGCCCAGAUGGGCUCACUGUUGGCAUCCAGUAUGGCACUGCAUUACCUGGACUGUGUACAGGAUGAGUCUGCCCUUCUACGCCUCAACUUCUGGCUAGGCUACACUCUUCAUGAAGAAUUUUUAUUCAACAGUGAUGGAGGAGCUUCUCAGGAUUUAGAUGAGGCUCAGCAGUUUUUGAACAAAUUGCUGUUCACACAGGAUUUUCUCCAGGAGGGGUUUUCUGCUACAGAGGCUUUCCUCUACAAGUUUCUCAGGGUUUGGGAUGGUUCUCUUCUCCGCCCACAGAUCCUCAGUCUGCUGAGCAACAUCCCUGUUGUCCCCAGUCUCAAAAUCGGGCGGCUUCUGUUUGAGCCCCUCAUGCAGCUCUUCUUCACAUCUUCAGUGUUUUUCAAGUGUGGACUGAUUGAGUGUCUAAACAACAUGCUCUCGAAGUGGCUGUCCUGGCACACAGUGUAUGCUCUGGAGGAUGACUUGGACAUCAGCCUCAACAGCCACACCUCCAUAAACAUGACCCUGUCAGAGUUCAAGGAUUCAGUGAUGGAGCUGGUUCAUUUUGUGGGUCGGCUGGCCUCUGUGGGCCUUCAGCUUGAGAGCUACCACUCUCUCCUCCUCAGCUUCAUCCUGGACUUCUAUGAGACGGUGUGUGACACGUUUGUAAAAUAUGAGCUUCCCCUCAUAGUGAUGCCCCCAGCUGGGGUUUUUUACCCAGCGCUUUUUGCCACUGAACCUGUCAGCGUGGACCGACUGGCCUACAUCAUGUACCGGUACAAGGUGAACUUGACAUCAGCCAAACUUGACAUCAAACAAAAAAUGAAGGCCUCUCACAUCAGCCGCCAGACAUUUUAUGAGUUCAACCACUAUAAAGCCAUCAUGGUCAACUGCCUGUGGAACUCCAAAAUGUCUGAACCAGACAUGGGUUUACAGCUGAAAGAGGAGCUGCUUUGCAAGAGCAACAUACCUGAGUACUGGAAGAGCUUUGAUCUCAUCAACCACCCUGCUUUCAUGAGCUGUGCCAUCGACUUUCACAGGAAGUGUUGGCCAAGAAAAAGGAAUGUGGACCUGAAUUCCAUAAAGCUUUCCAGGCCGUGGACCUGGUACCUGCAGUACCUGUACAGUCAGGGAUACAACGGCCUGAAGCAGUUUGUUUCAUCCAUGUAGCCAGAGGAAACUUCUUGGACGGCAUCUGACUUACCAGCCUGUCAGGAAAAACUUUUCAUCAGUAUUCACAAUGACUUCUCACACAUUGCAUCACACAUUGCAGUGGGUGCAGUAAUUCUUAAUAUGGCUCAUUUUUAUGUUUUAUUUGAAAAUAAAUUUUUGGAUGUGCAUCCCAGUACACUCUUUGGCAGUGGGCCCAGGUUGCUCAGAGCAACAUUAACCAGCAGCUGACAGCAGGCGACGGGCAGGGUGACGGUCUGUCCGCACAGCAGAGGUAGACACUCAACACAGUGGAGAGGAAGAAUGACCACGUGCAUCUUACCCAUUUUUCCAAACACUCUGUGUUUUUGUAUAUAAAUAUAUGUUUAUUGUUUAGUUUUUUUUAUAUUAUUGGACCAGUGUCAGUAGUAGGUUCAAGUUCAGUGAAUACUACUUUAAGAGGGAAGACUAAAUGUUUAUUGCAGAAAAUUUUCAAAAUACCGAAAAGGGAUCAUUUUGACACAUUCAUCGGUCUGGGUGAUGUGAAAUCUCUACUAAAUUUCACAACUCCCAUAAAUAAGGUAUGGUACAAGAAAUAUUGUCAAGAUACUAAAGAAUAACAAGUUGAAAUGAUUCUUUUUCUCUUCAGUACUUAUUUGCAAUAAAAUUUGUCAUUCUUUGCUUAAUGUGAACACAACUAUCUUGAAUCAGUGAUUACACAGUUUGUCUUUGUGUUGUAUUCUUGUACAGCUUGUCGUCUGUAAAACCUGACCCUUGGACAUGGAUGAAAAAAAGUUUAAAGGUUUUUACAUUUUAUGAAAGUUAA
This is a messenger RNA of Monopterus albus (swamp eel), 3086 nucleotides long. It is a transcript of the gene cenpi, whose product is annotated as centromere protein I. The coding region runs from base 134 to 2281 and encodes 715 amino acids. The record is from RefSeq and is a predicted model, not a curated record. The transcript has 20 exons. Gene Ontology annotation, biological process: mitotic sister chromatid segregation; CENP-A containing chromatin assembly. Gene Ontology annotation, cellular component: inner kinetochore; kinetochore. NCBI's taxonomy places the organism in Eukaryota, Metazoa, Chordata, Actinopteri, Synbranchiformes, Synbranchidae.